Messenger RNA from Trichoderma harzianum CBS 226.95, 1173 nucleotides. RefSeq lists its product as hypothetical. Gene Ontology annotation, molecular function: RNA polymerase II transcription regulatory region sequence-specific DNA binding; DNA-binding transcription factor activity, RNA polymerase II-specific. The transcript has a single exon. Gene Ontology annotation, biological process: regulation of transcription by RNA polymerase II. The record is from RefSeq and is a predicted model, not a curated record. The coding region runs from base 1 to 1173 and encodes 390 amino acids. NCBI's taxonomy places the organism in Eukaryota, Fungi, Ascomycota, Sordariomycetes, Hypocreales, Hypocreaceae. Gene Ontology annotation, cellular component: nucleus.
AUGCCGACCUUGGAAUGCACAUGCGGGCGCCCUUUCCGCAGCGAAACAGACUUGAAACAGCAUAGAAGGGAUAAAUCUCGAUUUAUUUGCCGUCGCUGCAACAAAUGUCUGGCCUCCGUCGAAUCAGUCAAGGAACAUAAGGCUUUCCACGCGACAUGUUGGGAGAAUCCGUUCAAAGACAUGCAAUGGCGCUGCAACGACUGUGGCGCAGUAUUUGAAAGCCGAGCUGCUUCGAACCAACAUGUUCAAGUAACGGGACACGCUACCGAGUUUCGUUGCUGUGACUGUAACAAGGGCUUCAAGAGUGAAAAAUCUCUACUCGACCACCUAGGAGCAAAAGACCAUGGGAAGCCCGUCGCAAAGCCGCAGAAAAGAAAAGAACCUAAAGAAGACAGAGAAUGCAAAGAAUGCAAUCGUACUUUUAAGAAUGUCAAAGCUUUACAGCAGCAUCUAGACUCUGUCAUUCAUCGUCCAAUCAGCAACUUGACUUGCAUGGCGGGCAAGAUUUGUGGCGUGGAGUGCAAUGCCCAUUUCCGGAGCCCUUCAGCUCUAGUUGCCCACAUGGAGAAUGGCACUUGUCGGUCGGGCAUGAACCGGCAGAAACUCAACAGAUUGGUGCUCAUGCAGGAUAGCGAGCAUCUCAUCACCAGUUCCGACGGCAGCUUUGAAUCCUUGGGCUGGGCUAGCCUGGAGAACGAGCCAGACUUGAGCAGCUCCGGGAUCAUGACGCCAAGCACAGAUUCAGGUGAGGGUGUCAUGCUGACGCCUAGUAGCAGUCAGAUGGACUUGAUGAGCCUUGUUGGAAGGGAUUUUACUGGACUCGAUUUAUCUGAUACGGAUAGCGACUGUACAGAAUUGCCCGCGGACGGCAUCUAUCUUUGCCCCCUCUGUCCUCGCAGCCAACGGCGCUUCAAUGGAAGAAAAGCUCUGGAGCAACACAUGCAAUCACCUGCUCACAUGUCCAUGAUUUUUCACUGUCCUUCAAUUCUAUUUCAAGGAAACUCUGGGAAAUCCAAGCCGAGUAUGAAGAAGUUUUCAACAAUCAGCGGGCUUGUUGCUCACAUCGAGAGCGGUGCGUGCCGUGGCGGCAAUGCUGGACUGCGUACAGUGAUGCAGUACAUGGAAGAGAGGCUGGAGGACAUGGGAAUGUCGUUCAAGCUGCUGAGCAUAUAA